AUAUCUAUAUAUGCUUAAUCUUCACUGCAUUAUAGCCUAUCCAUACUGCUUAUCUAAUAAUAAAUAAAAUAUUUUAAAUAGAAUUACGACGUGUCGCCCCUCCUCUUUUCCUUGCUGGUACGUGCGAUUGGUUAAUCUUCGCAAGCUGUGACCCGCUAUUGGUUAAAUUACCCGUCUGUCAUCUUCCCGGCCAAUAGGAGCUGAGAGCUGCAAUGUUUUGGUUCAGCGUACUUGGUAACCUCAGCAUCCGCCGGCGUGACUGCGUGCACAAAUGAAUGGGUUUGUAUGUCACGAUGGAGGAUGCAAGCGAUGACAGGACGUUUAAAGGAUUUGUGGAAAAACUCACCCUUGGUAUUACCCGGGUUUUAGAGAACAUUCCGGGUGUGCAAGAUGUACGAUUUGCAGAGAAAGCACCAGCAGAAAAACGAUACCUUCUCUCCUGGGAGCAGAAAAACAACUGUACUUUGCCUGAAGAUCUGAGAGAUUUCUAUCUCACAACUGAUGGGUUCACACUUACCUGGAACUCCAAGCUGGAAGAUAAAGUUGUCUCUGUGGGUUGCAUGGUAAUUAACAGUAUUGCUCAGCUACGCCCUCUGCUGCAGUCAAAUGUGUAUUCCCUUCCCAAUGCACCUACUUUAGCUGACCUUGACUUUGAUGAUGAUAUAGAAGAAUCCAAUGCUCCAGAUCCACCUCAUUUUGAUUCUCGCAGUCGAAUAUUUGAGCUGGACCCGUGCAAUGGUAAUGGCAAAGCCUGCUUGGUUUACAAGGGCUGCACUCCAGGUGUAACGGCCCAGCAGUGUGAGGUAUGGUUUUUGGACCGAUCACUUUUCUGGCAUUAUCUCACCCCCUCGUUCACUGCUUACUACCGCCUUAUGAUCACUCAUCUGGGGCUUCCUGAAUGGCAGUAUAAUUUCACACCAUAUGGCCCUAGUCCACAAGCUAAGCAGUGGGCCGCCCUCUACCAACCCCUUACGUUCCACGUAGACGCCCAUCCAGAUGCAACCAAUGAUUCUGUACUGAACAAACUGGACCCGGCCAAGGCGUUCAAUGGCAAAACCAAACCACCCACCCCCAAAAAGAAACAAGCACAGGUUUCAGCCACAACUAAAGGCCAGGGGGUUUCGGGAAGACACGGAGUGAAUAAACGAUGACUUCAUCACACUGCCAAAAGCCUAUGAGAUAUGCAUACGAACAUGUUGACUGAAGUGUUGUACGCUUGAUAUUUAUUAAAAAAAAUCAGACUUUUGGCA
Molecule: messenger RNA, 1250 nt
Organism: Misgurnus anguillicaudatus (oriental weatherfish)
Lineage: Eukaryota; Metazoa; Chordata; Actinopteri; Cypriniformes; Cobitidae
Gene: tpgs2
Product: tubulin polyglutamylase complex subunit 2
Biological process (GO): protein polyglutamylation
Source: RefSeq, a predicted model, not a curated record